Molecule: messenger RNA, 863 nt
Organism: Arabidopsis arenosa
Lineage: Eukaryota; Viridiplantae; Streptophyta; Magnoliopsida; Brassicales; Brassicaceae
Source: the annotation of a GenBank genome assembly
CAUAGAGGAAUCAUUGAUUGCAAAUUGAAUGCAGAAGCCACCGCCGCUUCCUCCGGACGUCUCUCUUGGCGACGUUCUCUCAUACCGUGCUGCAGCAGUUAAUCUUUCUCCGGGGACACCAGUCCGACCCACGAGCAUCUUGGUGGUUGGAGCCACUGGAACUUUGGGAAGACAAAUCGUCCGGCGAGCUUUAGAUGAGGGUUAUGAUGUCAGGUGUUUGGUCAGACCAAGACCAGCUCCCGCCGAUUUCCUCCGUGAUUGGGGCGCCACCGUCGUCAAUGCGGAUCUUAGUAAACCGGAGACAAUUCCGGCGACUUUGGUCGGAAUUCACACUGUCAUUGAUUGUGCCACGGGACGUCCUGAAGAACCCCAUCAAGACGAUUGGGAAGGAAAAGUUGCUCUGAUACAAUGUGCAAAGGCUAUGGGGAUUCAGAAAUACGUCUUUUACUCAAUCCACAAUUGCGAUAAGCAUCCCGAGGUUCCUCUCAUGGAGAUUAAGUAUUGUACUGAGAAGUUUCUUCAGGAAUCUGGUUUAAACCACAUCACCAUCCGGUUAUGCGGUUUCAUGCAAGGUCUUAUUGGUCAAUAUGCAGUUCCAAUUUUGGAGGAAAAAUCGGUUUGGGGAACAGAUGCACCAACUCGUGUUGCUUACAUGGACACACAGCAACAAAUUUGCUACAUCAAAUUGCUCAAAGGAGUAAACAAGAAACUCCAAUCUCAGUAGAACACAAAAGAAAUGUUGAUUCAAAAACAUUACCAGUUGUUGUACAUGAUGAUACAGUGGUCUUGAUGAGUAGGAUGGUCUCAGGAGACUCUGCAAGCAACCUAAUUCACCAGCAAAAAACUAAAUUAUCACCAACUCA